CAUUUGCAAACGCCCAAUGAUUCUCUCCGUCGUGGGUCCCGCCAACGACGACGGUCCACCACCACCAUUAAAACCCACUAACAAGGGGCAGCAUCAGCAACCAAAAAGUCCACCAUCGUCAUCCCAACGGCAGCGCUUCAGGAGCGCGCGUCUAUAGCCGUCGGAUCACAGGCAGCCCCUGCUUUAAAGCUCCCUCCUUUUCUUCUACUUUGUAUUGACUUCAUUGCUCGUCCUUAGAUUUCAACCCCACGAUCUGAGAUCGGCAGAAAUGGCGGAGGCUUCGUCGCAGGAAGGGCACACCACUCUCUUUUCUCCGUACAAGAUGGGGAAGUUCAAUCUCUCUCACAGGGUGGUGCUGGCGCCGAUGACGAGGUGCCGGGCGUUGAACGGAGUGCCGCAGCCGGCACUGGCCGAGUACUACGCUCAAAGGUCAACCGCCGGCGGCUUUCUAAUCAGUGAAGGCACUAUCAUCUCCGACACUGGAGCCGGAUUUCCGCAUGUUCCUGGGAUUUACAACGACGAACAAGUGGAGGCAUGGAAGAAGGUGGUGGACGCGGUUCAUGCCAAAGGCGCCAUUAUUUUCUGUCAACUCUGGCACGUUGGCCGUUCAUCUCAUGAAGUUUAUCAACCUGCUGGGGGAGCACCAAUAUCGUCAACCAACAAUCCUGUUUCAAGGAGGUGGAGAAUUCUGUUGCCGGAUGGCUCUUAUGGCUUUUACCCUAAGCCUCGAGCACUCGAAACCCAUGAAAUUCCUCAAGUUGUUGAGCAAUAUCGCCAGGCUGCCUUGAAUGCCAUUCGUGCGGGUUUUGAUGGAAUUGAGAUUCAUGGGGCACAUGGCUAUCUCAUUGACCAAUUCUUGAAAGACGGGAUCAAUGAUCGAACAGAUGAGUAUGGUGGAUCGCUUGAAAACCGGUGCAAAUUCUUGAUUCAGAUUGUUCAAGCAGUGGUUGGAGCAAUAGGUGCUGAUAGAGUUGGGGUUCGAAUGUCACCAGCUAUUGAUCACAUGGAUGCUGUUGACUCUAAUCCACUUAUUCUAGGUCUGGCAGUGAUCGAAAGGCUCAAUAAGCUCCAACAAAACUGGGGCACAAAACUGACCUAUCUUCAUGUGACUCAGCCUCGCUACGCAGCCUAUGGUCAAGCGGAAGCUGGAAAACCUGGUAGUGAUGAAGAGGAAGCUGUGUUUAUGAGGACUUUGAGGAAAACUUAUCACGGUACAUUUCUUGCUAGCGGAGGGUUCACUAGAGAGCUUGGAAUGCAAGCUGUGGCUUCCGGGGAUGCUGAUUUGGUGUCCUACGGUCGCCUUUUUAUUUCAAACCCUGAUUUGGUUCUGAGAUUUAAGCUUAAUGCACCCUUGACCAGGUAUAACAGGAAGACUUUCUACACACAAGAUCCUGUUGUUGGGUACACUGACUACCCUUUUCUGAACAAAUCAAACGGGAAAGAGGAACCACUCUCCCGUCUCUGAUUUUAAUGUUUUGGAAAUUGUACUUGUACCAUUUGGAUGUCGAAUUAUCUGGUUCAAAUAUUUUAAGGUUACCAUUUGGAUAUUGAGUGAUCUGGUUCAAAUAAUAUAAUAAGGUUAUGUGGUUGUUUA
This is a messenger RNA of Pyrus x bretschneideri (Chinese white pear), 1594 nucleotides long. RefSeq names its product 12-oxophytodienoate reductase 3. NCBI's taxonomy places the organism in Eukaryota, Viridiplantae, Streptophyta, Magnoliopsida, Rosales, Rosaceae. The transcript has 5 exons. Gene Ontology annotation, biological process: jasmonic acid biosynthetic process; oxylipin biosynthetic process. Gene Ontology annotation, molecular function: FMN binding; oxidoreductase activity. Gene Ontology annotation, cellular component: peroxisome. The coding region runs from base 269 to 1465 and encodes 398 amino acids. The record is from RefSeq and is a predicted model, not a curated record.